AUGGAAUCAUUUCUAAAUAUGAUUCAACUGGUUAAUAUACCAGAAUCAUCAGAAAUUAAUUCAUUAAAUAACAAUUUAAACUCAUCAGACACUUUUGUAGUUAUGGAAUCAUUAAAUGAAUUAAGUGAAAGAUUAUUAAUGAUGAAUGGUUUAAUUGCAGAAAGAAUAUUACCAACAAAUUUAGGAUCAAAUAUAAUUGCAAUAUUAAAUAAUGAAAAUUUUCAACAAGAAUUAGAAUUGCAAUUAGUUGCAUGUAGAUGUUUAUAUAAUUAUUUAGAAGUUAAUCAAGAUUUUAUUCAUAAUACAUUACAUUCAAUUCCAAUACUUUGCUCAAAAUUGGAUAAUAUAGAAUAUAUCGAUUUAACAGAACAAGUUUUAGGUACUUUAGAAAUAAUGAGUCAAGAAAUUAUAUCACAUAAUUCAAUUAUACAAAAUGAUGGAUUAUCUAAAUGUUUUUUAUUUUUUGAUUUUUAUACAAUUCAUACUCAAAGACAAAUUAUGAAAAUUAUUAAAAAUACUACUGAAAAUAUAUCUAUUACUAAUUUUAAUAAAAUUAAAGAUAUAAUUGGAAAUUUAAUUGAUGUUUUGAAUAAUCAAGAUAAUCAAAUUGUUGAAAAUGCUUAUAUUUCAAUUGCAAGAAUAAUACAAAGUUUUAAAAAUCAACCUGAAUUUUUACAAGAAUUAUUUGAUGAAAAAUUAGAUUUACUUAAACAAAUUGUAAAUGUAAUUGCAAAUUAUAAAUCAAAUAAAAUAAGUGAAUCGUCAAGUUUAAUAUUGUUAAAAUCGUUGAAUAUAUUGGUAAAUACAAGUAUAGAGAUUACGAAAAAUUUCAUAACGAAUAAUUUAAUAAAGGAUUUGAUAAAGAAUUUAAAUAUUGAAAAUUUAAUGAAUUUGAAAGAGACAACUAUACAUGUAAUGAUUUUAAUAGGAAUUUUACUACCUAUUAAUUACACAGAACCAUUGUAUAUAAGAGAAUUUAGAGAAACUGAUGAAAGAAGGAAAAUUAAUGAAUCAAGAGUUCAUUUAUAUAAAGAAAUUGCUAAUGAUUAUUUAAAAUUUGUUAAUGAAGUUUGGGAUUUUCUUUUAUUAAGUUUUCAAGCAACAAUGGAUUUAGAAUUGAGAAGAAAGGUUUUUAUCAAUAUUUAUAAAAUUAUCACAUCAGAAAUUGAUUAUGAAAAGAUUAAUAAUUUUGGAAAGAUAGCAGGUAUAUUAGCAUCAGUUGUCAAUCUAUAUCAUUCUUGUAUACGUGUUGAACAAAGUGUGGAUGAAGAUGAUGAUGAUGAUGAGGAGGAAGAGGAGGAGGAUAAUGAUGACGAUGAAGACGAAGAUGAAGAUAUGGAAGAUGACGAUGAAGAUAGUGAUGUUGAAAAAGAAGAUGUUUCAAAAUUACCCCAAUUAAUGCAUUUAAAAUCAGCUUUACAAAUUACUCAUAAUAUACUCAAAAAGUCGCCGGAAUUUAUACCAUAUUUCGAAAAAGAAGGAAUUAUAAGUGAUACAUUACAAAUUUUACUUCAAGUUAAAGAAAAAAAAUUGGAUUACGAACCAAGAUCUAAUUAUGAUUUUUUAUCAAGUCGAGAAAUUUAUUCAAAUAUUUUAAAAUAUGCAACUCAAAUUGAAGAAUUAUACCUAUCAACUAAAGUUGAAAAUAACAUACCGGAACAUUUAAAAAUACUUGAAGAAUUUAAACUUAUUAAAAAGAAUAGAAUUAACAAAUUACAAUGGGUUGAUAUUUGGAAUAAUUUAAAAUUUGCAAUAAAUGGAGCUUCAAGUGGUGUACAAAUAUCCAGUUUUGAAUUAUUAAAUGCUGGUUUAAUUGAAACAUUAUUAAAUUUAUUUGAAGAAGAUAUUUGUCAAAAAACAUUCAAAGAAGUAUUUUUUCAAAAUGAUGCAGAAGAUGCAAGAUUUUUAAUUUCAAAAUUACAAGAAGCAUUAACCAGAUCAGAAUCAUUUGAAAUUAUAUCAACCAAUCAACAAGAAAAUCAAGCAUCAAUGGCAAAUCAAGUUAAAUUAAAAUUAUUUAAUGAAGAUAAUAAUGAAAAUUUAGAAUUAAUUUUAUCAGUUCAUGCAAUUGCAACAUUUAAAACGGUUUAUGAAUUUCUUAAAAAUAGAUUUAAAUUUGAUGAAAUGAAUAUUGAAUUUUUAAUGAAUGGUGAAGUUAUACCCAAUGAAACAACAAUUUAUGGUGCAAUUUAUAAAUCAUUACAAGAAAAAACUGAAAAAUCGGUUGAUUCAAGAACUAUAUUUUCAAAUGUACAUGAAGUUAGUUUUAGAAAAGUUUUUAGGGAUGUAAAAGUUACUGACAUGUCAGUUACUAAUAACACACCCGAAGUUUUGGGUAGAUUUGUUUCUGAUAUACUUAAAUUAUUGAAAAUUUUAUUCAAAAUGAAUACAAAAUUACCUGCAAAAGAAUUUAAUAAUUUCAAAUUAUCACAUAAAUUAAGGCGACAACUUGAAGAAAUUUUAGUGGUAGCUAGUGGAUUGCUUCCUUCUUGGAGUAUAUAUUCAACUAAAAACUUUCCAUUUUUAUAUCCAAUGGAAACAAGAAUAUUUUUUUUGCAAUCAACAUCCUAUGGAUAUUCUAGAUUAAUUCAUAGUUGGCAAUUAAGAAGUGGUAAUGAAGGUGAAUUAGGUAGACCAACAAGACAUAAAGUUCGGAUAUCUCGUAAAAUGAUGUUACAAAGUGCAAUGAAAGUUUUAGAAUUAUAUGGAACUACUCCAGGUAUUUUGGAAAUUGAAUAUUUUGAUGAAGUAGGUUCAGGUUUAGGUCCAACCUUAGAAUUUUAUUCCACUGUUUCAAAAGAAUUUUGUAAAAAAAAAUUAAAACUUUGGAGACCUGAUGAAACUCAAGAUGAAUAUAUUUAUAAUUUGCAAGGUUUAUUUCCAAUGGUAUUAUCUAAACAACAAAUUACUUCUGAGAAUGGUAAAAAGAUUUUAUAUUUUUUUUCAUCAUUGGGGAAAUUUAUAGCUCGAGCUUUAUUAGAUUCAAGAUUAAUUGAUUUUAAUUUUAAUCCAAUUUUUUUAGAAUUAAUUCAGAUGAUUAAUUUAGGUACAAGCCAUAAACUUAUAAUUAAAAAAAUAGCCAAUUUAGAAAAUUUAGCAUUAGUUGAUAUAAAAUUGGCAAAUUCAUUUGAGAAAUUAAUUGAAUAUAGAAAUCAAGGUAAAUCAAUUGAUGAAUUAGGUUUAUCAUAUAUAAUACCAGGUUGUGAAAGUUAUUCAUUAGGUAAAAACAAAGUUACAAAUGAUAAUUUAGAUGAAUAUAUUCAAAAAGUAAUUGAAGUUAGUUUAUUUCAUGGUAUAUUACCACAAUGUAAAGCAUUUAUAGAUGGGUUUUCAAAAGUUUUCCCGUUUGGUAAUUUAUCAAUUUUUAGUCCUUCAGAAUUAUCAAUUUUAUUUGGUUCCUUAGAAGAAGAUUUUUCUUAUAAUGUUAUAUCAAAUUGUAUUGUUGCGGAUCAUGGAUAUUCAAAAGAAAGUCAAGUUAUUAAAUAUUUAAUUGAAGUUUUAAGUGAAUUUAAAAAAGAGGAAGUUAGAGAAUUUAUGAUGUUUUUAACUGGUAGUCCUAGAAAACCGAUGGGUAAUUUUAAAAUAACAAUUGUUAAAAAAGAUAAUGUAAAUAGUUUACCAUCAGCAAUGACUUGUCAUAAUUAUUUAAAAUUACCAAAUUAUAAUUCAAAAGAAAUUUUGAAAGAAAAAUUAUUAAUUGCAAUUAAGGAAGGUGCUGGUGCAUUUUUAUUAAGUUAA
This is a messenger RNA of Insectozyma verbasci, 3738 nucleotides long. NCBI's taxonomy places the organism in Eukaryota, Fungi, Ascomycota, Pichiomycetes, Serinales, Debaryomycetaceae. The record is from the annotation of a GenBank genome assembly.